Messenger RNA from Trifolium pratense (red clover), 681 nucleotides. Its product is annotated as TIR-only protein-like. Lineage: Eukaryota; Viridiplantae; Streptophyta; Magnoliopsida; Fabales; Fabaceae. Gene Ontology annotation, biological process: signal transduction. The record is from RefSeq and is a predicted model, not a curated record. The transcript has 3 exons. The coding region runs from base 19 to 681 and encodes 220 amino acids.
CUUUUUUAAUCUCUCAACAUGCAAACUUCUUUGGCAAUAAGUAGAAACUUAUUCAACCAUCAUAGAAAAGCAACUCAAAUUAUGGCAACAAGAUUAAUGGAACCAAGUGAUGUUUUUCUUAACCAUAGAAGCACCGAUACGAAGAGAACGGUCGCAACUCGUCUUUAUGACAACCUUAAAAGACAUGGUAUAAACUCUUUCUUGGAUGAAAAGAGCAUGAAACCGGGUGAUAAAUUAUUUGAGAAAAUAAACAAUGGAAUCAUGGAGUGUAAGAUUGGUGUAGCGGUUUUCUCUCCACGUUAUUGUGAGUCUUAUUUUUGUCUCCAUGAACUUGCACUUUUAACGGCGCUUAAUAAGAAGGUUAUUCCUAUAUUUUGUGAUGUUAAGCCUUCUCAAUUGAGGGUUGUUAAUAAUACAAAAUGGUCGAAGGAGGAACAUAGGAGAUUUAGAUGGGCUCUUGAUGAAGCUAAGUACACUGUUGGACUCACCUACAAUUCUUCAAAAGGGAACUUGUCCGAAUUUGUGACUAAUGCUUCAGAAAUAAUCAUUGGAAGCAUGAUAGAACUUGAGAAUGAAGAGGCUGAAAAACAUCAAUAUACCUAUAUGGCUUUAGUUCCUAAGUAUAAUUCAAGCAUCUGCUAUAUGGCUUUAGUUUCUAAAUUUUUAGCUUUUGACAAUUGA